CACCAACUGGAUGCCUUCACUUUUCUUGCUCUCCAGUCAGGUCUCAAAGGCCCCUAGAUGAUUUCCAGCUACGACCAUCUGUCGAUUUCCCUAUCCGAGUAGCCUGAUUAGUGAGCCUUUUGCCCGCCAUCUCGAACAUUUUCUGAUUAGAUAUACCUCCAUCUCACACAAGCAAGCAGCCAUGGGUACUCUCGGAGAAGGGCCGGUGCUGACUCGGAUUCACACGUUCCCCGAGCAUCUGUCGGUGCACGAGGCGCUGGAGCGCGUGAACGAGCGCGUGGCGGACGACGACAUCAUCGUGGAGGACGAGGAGCUGCUCGCCAACUCGCUGCUCUCCAUCCUGCGCGAGCUCGAAGGCGACGACAUCGCGGAAGCAGUGGAGACGGUGUACGGGCUGUCGGCGCAGUACAACCGCAGCAGCGACCCCGCGGACCUGGAGCGCCUGCAGGCCGUUAUCGCGUCGCUCGACCCCGCCGCAUCCAUCCUGUGCGCCUCCGCGCUCUCGCACAUGCUAACGUUCCACAACGUCGCCGAGGGAGUGCAGAUGGCGUACCGGCAGCGGAAGGUGAGUGAGCGGCACGGCGCGAUUGAGGACGAGGGCAGCGCGCUGACGGAGUCGUCCAUCACGGAGACGUUUGAGAAGCUGCGCGCGCAGGGGCUCACCGUGGACGACAUCUACCAGGCGCUGUGCCGCCAGCGCGUGGACAUCGUGCUCACCGCGCACCCCACGCAGUCCAUCCGCCGCUCGCUGCUGCAGAAACACGCCAGGAUCCGGCACCUGCUGGUGAAGAGGCGCGAGGAGAAGAUGUCACCGGAGAGGAAGGAGGAGCUGGAGGAGGCCAUCAGGAGCGAGAUCCAGGCGGCGUGGCGGACGGACGAGAUUCGGCGGUCGCAGCCUUCGCCGCAGGACGAGAUGCGGGGUGGCAUGAGCUACAUGCACGAGACCAUCUGGCCGGGCGUGCCGCGCUUCCUGCGCCGCGUCGACACGGCGCUGCGCCACCUGGGCGUGCAGCACCGCCUGCCGUACCGCCUCCCCAUCAUCGCCUUCUCCUCCUGGAUGGGCGGCGACCGCGACGGCAACCCGCGGGUGACGGCAGCGGUGACCCAGGACGUGGUGUACCUGUCGCGCCUCAUGGUCACCAACCUCUACAUCACGCAGAUCGAAGCCCUCAUCUUCGACUUGUCCAUGUGGCGUGCGAGUGCAGAGCUGAAGCAGCGGGCAGUGGAGGUGUGCGCAGGGGCCAAGAAGCACUCAGGGCAUUACAUUGAGUUCUGGAAGGACAUCCCGGAGCACGAGCCGUACCGCGUCGUGCUGGGCGAGGUGCGCGACAAGCUCUGGAACACGCGCGACCACAUCCAGCACCUCAUGGCGCGCGGCCACUCCGAGUUCAGCCCCCAAGACAUUUACACUGACCCCGAACAGCUGAUGGAGCCCCUGGAGCUGUGCUACAAGUCGCUGUGCUCGGUGGGCGAUGCAGCCAUAGCAGACAGCAAGCUGCUCGACAUGCUACGCCAGGUGGCAUGUUUUGGGCUGUCGCUGGUGCGGCUGGACAUUCGGCAGGAGGGCGCGCGGCACACCGAGGCGUUGGACGCCAUCACAGCGCACCUGGGGCAGGGCGCGUACAGCCAGUGGCCGGAGCAGCAGCGCCUGGACUGGCUCAUGCACGAGUUGCAGAGCCGCCGCCCGCUGUUUGGGGAGGACCUGGUGGAGGCGGCGAGUGGGGAGGUGCGCGAGGUGCUGGCCACGUUCCGCACGCUGGCGGGGCUGCCGCGCGACUCGCUGGGCGCAUACGUCAUCUCCAUGGCCACCAGCGCGUCGCACGUGCUCGAGGUGCAGCUGCUGCAGCGCGCCGCGGGGGUGAAGCGGCCGCUGCGCGUGGUGCCGCUGUUUGAGCGGCUGGACGACCUGAGCAAUGCGCCCGCCGUGCUGGAGCAGCUCUUCAGCCUGCCGCUGUACCGCGCGUCGCUGGAGGGCGGCGUGCAGGAGAUCAUGAUCGGGUACUCCGACUCGGGCAAGGACGCGGGGCGCCUGGGCGCGGCGUGGGCGCUGUACAAGGCGCAGGCGCGCGUGGUGGAGGUGGCGCGCGCGCACGGCGUGCAGCUGAGCAUCUUCCAUGGCAGGGGGGGCACGGUGGGGCGCGGGGGCGGGCCCACGCAUCUGGCCAUUCUGUCGCAGCCGCCGGGCACGGUGAACGGGCGGCUGCGAGUGACGGUGCAGGGCGAGGUGAUCGAGCAGUCGUUCGGCGAGGAGCACCUGUGCUUCCGCACGCUGCAGCGCUUCACCGCCGCCACGCUCGACCACACCCUCAACCCGCCGUGCGUGCCGCUGCCGCAGUGGGAGGCGCUCAUGGAGCGCAUGGCACCGCUGUCCACCGCGGAGUACCGCUCUGUGGUGUUCCAGCACCCGCGGUUCGUGGAGCUGUUCCGCUCCGUGACCCCCGAGACCGAGUUCUCCCGCAUGAACAUCGGCAGCCGCCCAAGCAAGCGCCGCGCGGGUGGCGGAGUGGAGACGCUGCGCGCCAUCCCGUGGAUCUUUGCGUGGACGCAGACGCGCUUCCACCUGCCCGUGUGGCUGGGGCUGGCAGCGGCGCUGUGCGGCGUGGUGGAGGAGGACCCGCGUGCGCUGGACGAGCUGCAGCGCAUGUACCAGCAGUGGCCCUUCUUCCGCGUCACCCUCGACCUCCUCCAAAUGGUUUUCGCCAAAGGCGACCCCCGCGUCGCCCGCCUCUACCAGCAAGAGCUCGCCCCGCCCGACCUGCAGCAGCUCGGGGAUGAGCUGCAGAAAAAGUACGAGGAGAGCAAGAAGCUGGUACUGCAGGUGUGCGGGCACAAGGUGCCUCUGGAGAGCAUUCCCACCCUGCGGCAGCGCCUGCUCAUGCGAGAGCCGUACAUCACUCCGCUCAAUGUCAUGCAAGUGCUCACACUCAAGAAGAUGCGGCAGGAGGAGCAGAAAACAAGUGUCGAGGGAGCAGCCACGGCUGAAGAGGGCGCAUCGGAGGGAGGGAAGAGUGGUGGGGAAGGAGAGAAACGAGGAAAGUUUUCGUCGCUCGUUGACUCGGGUGAGGCUUCGCCAGCACGCGGGCUGACAAAGGCGCACUCGUCUGACGUGGUUGGCCGGAAUCCAUCCAGUGCAUAUGCCCCAGGGCUGGAAGACACUUUGAUCAUCACAAUGAAGGGGAUUGCUGCAGGCAUGCAGAACACUGGGUAGAGGGGUGACUUGGGACACAUGUUCUUACGGUCUCGCUCAUUCUCACACUCGCCCAUUCUCAGACUCGCCCAUUCUCAGACUCGCCCAUUCCCAGACGCACUAGCUACAGUACAGUGCAAUUUUGACGCGAAGUUGUUCAAUCCGGUUUUAGGAGAGUGUCACGAGUCUGGGAAGGGUCUGGUCUGAGCAGAGGCCGAAGCAAAUUGCCUAGUUCAGGUUACAAUGGGCACACUAAUCUAACAUUUCUCAGAAUAGUAGCAAAGUGACUAGAACAGGCAGUACAAACAAGGUGUGAUAUAUUAAGACUAGAAAGAAUGAUUAGAAGAAUGGAGAAUAGGGGAUAUAUAGCGUUUGGGUUGUACCCACUAAAAACAUAAGCUUUUA
Closterium sp. NIES-67 is the source of this 3592-nucleotide messenger RNA. NCBI's taxonomy places the organism in Eukaryota, Viridiplantae, Streptophyta, Zygnematophyceae, Desmidiales, Closteriaceae. The record is from the annotation of a GenBank genome assembly.